CCUCAAUCAUGAGACUUCCUCAGUCGCUACUUCUGCUGGCUGUGGCCGGGUCUGGAGCCCGAGCUAGCAGCGACAAAACUGCUCGUCCUCGGGGUGUGGCCCCAGAAUUUGCCAAGUACUAUCAGGAUUCAAACACGUUCACUUGUAUCUCGAAUCCCUCCGUCCAGAUCCCCUUCUCCGCCGUCAACGAUGACUUCUGCGAUUGUCCGGAUGGCAGUGACGAGCCCGGCACUUCAGCUUGCUCGCAUCUCUCACACAACUCUCCCCUAACGGUCGCGGAUCGGCUUGGAAACAGCGAGGGAGAAAUUGAGGCCGCAUUGCCUGGAUUCUACUGUAAAAACAAGGGCCACCGGCCAUCAUUCGUGCCGUUCCAGCGCGUCAACGACGGAAUUUGUGAUUAUGAGCAAUGCUGUGACGGAAGUGACGAAUGGGCUCGCGUCGGAGGUACCAAGUGCGAGGACCGCUGCAAGGAGAUUGGCAAACAAUGGCGGAAGCAGGAAGAGCAGCGCCAAAAGUCCAUGACUGCUGCGCUGAAGAAGAAGAAGGCUCUCCUGGUGGAUGCUGGGCGUCAGCAGAAGGAAAUUGAGGACCACGUCCUCCUCCUGGAGGCCGAGAUCAAGGGUGCCGAGGUUAAAGCGGAGGCUCUCGAAGCCGAACUGAAGACUGUCGAGGAGGCGGAGCGCAAGGUUGUCCGGACCAGUGGCAAGGGCAAGGGCAAAAUCAAUGCUCUUGCAGGUAUCGCAAAGACUCGAGUUGAUGAGCUUCGCGAGGCUCUGCUGGAGGUUCGUCAGCAGAGAGACGAGACUCAAUCGCGGUUGAAGGAACUCGAGGAGGUCCUGUCCAAGUUCAAGAUUGAAUACAACCCUAACUUUAACGAUGAGGGUGUCAAGCGUGCUGUGCGCAGCUGGGAGGAUUAUGCCGCCCGUGAAAAGACAGAAAUUGCCAAUCAAGCGCGGGACCGUGACUUGGAUGAGAUUGCCAAGGCUGAUGGUGAGGACUCGGGAAUCAACUGGGAGCACUGGGAGAACGAAGAGGAUGGCUGCAAUGACUCUGACUUGGCUUGCAGCUUAUCUCCCCCAUCUCUUGUCGAGUUCAUUGAAGGCAAGGUUCUCUCUUUAAGGUCCUUCUUGGAAUCCAGCGGCAUCUUGGCCAAGCCCGAAGGGGACUCUCCUUCAGAAUCCAAGGCCGUGACCCAGGCGCGCGACGCUCUCAAGUCCCAGGAAGACACCCUGAGAGACUUGAAGAACAAGCUCCGCGACCAACGGGCCGAUCUCGAGAAGGAUUAUGGCCCUGCAGGUAUUCUCCGUGCCCUCAAGGGCCAAUGCAUCUCCAAGGACGCAGGCGAGUAUACCUACGAGCACUGUUUCCUGGAAGAUACGAAGCAGAAAUCCAAGAAAGGCGGCUCCUCCACUUCCAUGGGCAAGUUCUCUCGAAUCAGCUCCACGGUCGUUGAGGAGCUCAACGAGGCUGGCGAGAUUGUUUCGAUUGAGAAGGUUGCGAUCGAGUAUGACCGCGGCCAGCACUGCUGGAACGGACCUAACCGGUCUACCAAGGUUGUCCUGGAGUGUGGUGAGGAGAAUGAGAUCUUGAAAACGGCCGAAGAUGAGAAGUGUGUCUAUUCCAUGCUUGUGACUACCCCGGCAGUUUGUCCUGGUGGCGACGAGGAUGGCAAUGCUCCUCGCUCGAAGGAUGAGCUAUGA
Messenger RNA from Penicillium daleae, 1700 nucleotides. RefSeq lists its product as uncharacterized. The record is from RefSeq and is a predicted model, not a curated record. Gene Ontology annotation, molecular function: protein binding. The transcript is spliced from 3 exons. Bases 9 to 1700 code for a protein of 563 amino acids. Gene Ontology annotation, biological process: N-glycan processing. Gene Ontology annotation, cellular component: glucosidase II complex. NCBI's taxonomy places the organism in Eukaryota, Fungi, Ascomycota, Eurotiomycetes, Eurotiales, Aspergillaceae.